Messenger RNA from Penicillium alfredii, 1017 nucleotides. RefSeq names its product class I SAM-dependent methyltransferase. Gene Ontology annotation, molecular function: methyltransferase activity. Bases 1 to 1017 code for a protein of 338 amino acids. The record is from RefSeq and is a predicted model, not a curated record. NCBI's taxonomy places the organism in Eukaryota, Fungi, Ascomycota, Eurotiomycetes, Eurotiales, Aspergillaceae. The transcript has 3 exons.
AUGUCGCAGCCAUAUCCAUACGAACGCAUUCAAGUCGAUACCAGCGACGAUGAUUCGCUCUUCGACACACAAUCCCUCGUCGGGUCAAAUCUAUCAUUUGCAUCCUCCGUACGAGACUACAGCUAUGAAAAUGGCCGCCGGUACCACGCCUACCGGCACGGGCAAUAUCCAUUCCCCAACGACGAAGAAGAACAAGACCGCCUAGCGCUCAUGCACCACCUCUUCAAGCUCCUUACAGGAGGCAAUCUCUUCCGGGCCCCGAUCACGCGCGACGGCCCGCCCCGCCGCGUCCUCGACAUCGGCACGGGGACAGGCAUCUGGGCCCUGGAAAUGGCCGAGGAUUACCCGCACGCCGAGAUCAUCGGCACGGACCUCAGCCCGAUCCAGCCCAACUGGGCGCCGCCCAACUGCCGUUUCUUUAUCGACGACGCCGAGAGCGACUGGGCCUUCUCGCCGGGCGAGGCCUUUGACUAUAUCCAUGCGCGCAGUCUCGGCGGCGGCAUUGGCGACUGGCCCCGUCUCCUGAAGCAGGUCUAUAACCAUCUCACGCCUGGCGGCUGGUUCGAGGCUCAGGAGUUUGAGAUCUGGGUGCUCUCGGAUGACGGCACCCACCAGCAGGCCGGCAUUAUCAUGGACUGGCAGGACCGCCUGAACCAGGCGAGCAAGCAGUUCGGCAAGCCUGUGAAUGUGGCGCCGUCGCUGUCGCAGUGGAUGCAGGCCGAGGGGUUUGUGAAUAUCGCUGAUGAUAUCUAUAAGUGUCCCGUGGGCGGCUGGGCCAAAAACCGCCGGCUCAAGGAGAUCGGUCGCGUCGGCAAGGUCACUAUCCUCGAGGUCGUCGAGCCCUACACAUUAGCCCUCUUCACGCGCGUGCUCGGCUUCUCGUAUCAGGAUGCCCAGGAAUACAUGGACAAGGUGCGCGCCGAGCUCGUCAGUAGCUCGUUUCACCUCUACGUGCAUUUCCAUUAUGUCUAUGGGCAGCGGCCUGUCGAUGACAGCACCGAGUCCGAGACUCCAUGA